This is a messenger RNA of Oppiella nova, 204 nucleotides long. The record is from the annotation of a GenBank genome assembly. Lineage: Eukaryota; Metazoa; Arthropoda; Arachnida; Sarcoptiformes; Oppiidae.
AUGUCUUCGACAACUCAGGCGAUUGACACCAAUUGUAUGACAUUAACGCGAUUUGUUUUGGCAGAACAGCGCAAAGUGUCGGAUGCGACCGGAGAACUGACCACUCUUUUGAAUGCCAUCUGCACGGCUGUCAAAGCCGUCUCCUCUGCCGUACGAAAGGCCGGAAUCGCCAAACUGUUGGUUCCCUUCUUUUUCUUGUAUUGA